Zingiber officinale is the source of this 1686-nucleotide messenger RNA. RefSeq lists its product as uncharacterized. The transcript is spliced from 3 exons. Bases 232 to 1437 code for a protein of 401 amino acids. The record is from RefSeq and is a predicted model, not a curated record. Lineage: Eukaryota; Viridiplantae; Streptophyta; Magnoliopsida; Zingiberales; Zingiberaceae.
UGAACCAAACAAUCACGCCGUUUUCAUGCACAGCGGUCCUUCUACGCCCAAAUCGAGCCAUCCUAACCGCCGCAGAUCCUUCUUCGAUCGGACUCCUCGAUAUUCUUCUCCAGUCCCUUCCCUCUCGCAAAAGAUUACUGUUUUUUUUUUUUUUUUUGCUCUCUUCUGCUUCAAACCCAGCCGCGCUUCCUCGCCCCCAAUCCCAAUGCGAAGUCGGUUUAGGAUGAAAUUAUGAGCAAGGCCAUGGAGUUCAAACCAGGAGACGAGGUGGAGGUCUUAAGGAGAAACGAGGAACUGAAUGUCUCUUGGUUUCCAGCAAUAAUAUCAUCGGUUCUUGUUAAUAAAUAUUCUGUGAGUUAUAAAUUAUUCGUAAAACCUCAAGGAAAGCCCAUUGCGGAGACAGUGGAUGAUAAAGAUGUUAGGCCCUCCCCACCUCUUGUUCCUCACAAGCAAGAUUGGACUGUUGGUGACAUUGUUGAGGUGCUUGAUACACAUUCUUGGAAGGUAGCGAAGAUUGCUAAGAUCCUCAAGAAAGGAUAUGUCGUCGCCAAAAUCUUUGGCUCUAUCCAGCUUAAAAGAUUUCUGCUAUAUGAUGUAAGGGUUCCGCAAGCUUGGCAGACCAACCAUUGGGUCAAUAAGGUCGAAAAUGGGAAGCAUUUUCAUUGCGGUUUGAUGCCUUCUAACUCCAAGCACACAGAAAAAGUUGAAGAUGGAAUUCACCAAGAAGCUUGCAUUAUACAGAAGUUCAACACAAAACACCCAGAAGCUUACAACGGGCAUAAAUUUGACAAAAGGCAGCUUUGCCCCAUGCCUCCGACAACUUUAGAGAGGGACCUCAGACUCCACUGCAUCGCGGCUUGUGAUCCUGAGAUAAUAGGUACUGGCAAGAAAAGGAAGGUGAGCAUGGAAGGCAGACGAACUUCGCCUAGAAAAAUUGAUGUUGUUACUUUCUCUAAAGUUUCAAAUCUUGAAAAUUGCAUGCUCAAGUCCGGUAAAACUAGAAGAACUGUGAAGACUGGGUUACAAGCUGAUAAGAUCUUCCUGGACGAGCAUGCCACACCUUUAUUUAGAAUACCUAUGGGAGUUGCUGAAGAGACCGAUGAAUGCUCUGUUGCUAGCUGUAGUAGUAACGAAACCGAAGAAAGUUGUUUCGGGGGUGCAGGAAGGCAUUCUAGGAAUGCUUCUGGAAAAUCUACUAAUGUCAUGCCUUCUAGCCCAAAUGAAGGCGAGAGAGAGCAUGAAACAAUCUUUAAAGACAAGUUAGCUGCCAGCGUCCAUAUGUUAGAGCUACGUGCAUAUCGAUCCACUCUGCGAGCUUUACAUGCGUCCGGUCCUUUAAGCUGGGAGCAGGAGACACUUGUAACAAAUCUACGUCUCUCGCUCAACAUAAGCAAUGAAGAACAUUUGCUUCACCUAAAGCAGCUACUAUCUGUGUAAGUCGUGCUUCGAAUCCAAACUAGUUGUUGUCUCUAGGUAUCGAGAUAUUCUCACUUUUCAAAGAUUAGCAUAGCAUUUCGUGCGGAGAAAGAGUUACCAGUCCAUGUUAAUUCAACAAUGCCCUGAUUUCUCCCAUUAGCUUUGUUGUUGUUUCAUGUGUAAUAUGAUUAUCCAAUCUACUUAGACAAUUUUCUUCGUAUAAGCAAACGAUAUGGUCUCUAUAAUGAACUUCAACUGCAAAUGGUUUAU